This is a messenger RNA of Neoarius graeffei (lesser salmon catfish), 2446 nucleotides long. RefSeq names its product LanC lantibiotic synthetase component C-like 2 (bacterial) (gene lancl2). Lineage: Eukaryota; Metazoa; Chordata; Actinopteri; Siluriformes; Ariidae. Gene Ontology annotation, biological process: peptide modification; carbohydrate metabolic process. Bases 514 to 1812 code for a protein of 432 amino acids. The transcript has 9 exons. The record is from RefSeq and is a predicted model, not a curated record. Gene Ontology annotation, cellular component: plasma membrane.
UCAAUCUUAAUAAGCUGUUCUCUUUGGAGGAAACUUUUUUUUUAUUACAGUAGGAAAUGAAAGACACAUACUCGUACAGACUAAGCUUUAUUGAUUUAUUAUUAAUAAGAUUUUUAUCUGCACCUGUACACCAGUUCCAGGCUGUCAUCUUGCAUGCUGCUGAAAUUAGGACUAAUUUAAAUUGGAUUAUUAAGCAUGGUCAGGCUUGAAUAAAAUGAAUUCAGCAGAACCUCAUGAAUGAAUGGGGCGCAGUGUCUGAAUGGGAGUAGCAGCUCUUCAUCCUGUAACAGAAGUUGCAGGCAGGUCGUGGCCUGUUCACUUUCUUUUUUUCACUGUAAUCUGACAGAGAUCCUCUAUAUCUAUCCUUUGCACUGACUCUUGACAUUGACCACUGCGGAUUUGCACCCAGCAGGAACAUCUACACCAAGUCAUUUCCCCCCUUCGGGAAAACAAAACGCGUUUCAGGCGUUUAUCUGCACGCGACAGAUUUGGCCUUGCUGAGCCGCCGUAGCAAUGGGAGACAGUAUGUCGAAGAGAUUAAAGCUAGUAACCUCGUCCGAGUCAGAGAUGGAAGAGCGUUCAUUUCUUAAUCCAUUUCCUGACUGGGACCAAGGAGUCCUUACAUCUUCACCCUCAGCAGCGAACAGCAGCACUGGAGACACUUUUGAUGCAAACGGAAAGAUCACAGAAGCCUUCCAGAAGAAAGUGCAGAAUAAGAUCAAAGAUCUUCUCCAGCAGAUGGAAGAGGGACUAAAGACUGCAGACCCUCAUGACUUCUCCACCUACACCGGCUGGACGGGAAUUGCUUUGCUGUACCUGCAGCUGCAUCGUGUGAGUGGUGAUUCCUCUCACCUGCAACGCUCUCUGGAUUAUGUUAAGCGUGCACUGCGCAACCUGAACGGCCGGAAAGUCACUUUUCUGUGUGGCGACGCUGGACCGCUGGCUGUUGCUGCUGUCGUCCACCAUCGACUAAAGAACCAGGCUGACUCGAAGGAUUGCAUUACCAAGCUGCUUCAGCUCCAGCGCUCAGUCAUUAGUCCAGACUCUGAGAUUCCAGAUGAGCUGCUGUACGGCCGUGCUGGAUACCUCUACGCCCUGCUCUACGUCAACAAAGAGAUUGGCCCACAAACUGUGGACGAGACCACCAUCGCUAAGGUCGUGACCGCCAUCUUGGAGUCAGGGAAGAACCUGUCCAGAGAAGAGAAGAAGACAGAACGAUGCCCGCUGCUGUAUGAAUGGCAUAAGAAGCAGUAUGUUGGUGCAGCGCAUGGAUUGGCAGGCAUUUACUACAUGUUGAUGCAGCCCACAGCUAAGGUUAACCCUGAAAUUCUGACAGAGUUGAUCCGGCCAAGUAUAGAUUAUGUGCGGCACAAAAAGUUCCGCUCGGGCAACUACCCAUCGUCCCUCAGUAAUGAGACAGACAGACUGGUGCACUGGUGCCACGGAGCGCCGGGCGUGGUCCACAUGCUCAUCAUGGCACAUAAGGUGUUUAAGGAUGAGAAGUAUCUGAAAGAUGCGGCAGAGUGUGGUGAGGUGAUUUGGCAGAGAGGUUUACUGCGCAAAGGCUACGGCAUCUGUCACGGCACCGCUGGCAACGGCUACGCUUUCCUCUCCCUGUACAAGCUCACACAGGAGCAGAAGUACCUCUACCGUGCCUGCAAGUUUGCAGAGUGGUGUCUAGACUAUGGAACACAUGGCUGCCGUAUUCCAGACCGACCGUAUUCCCUCUUCGAAGGAAUGGCUGGAGCGAUCCACUUCCUCUCAGACCUCACCCAGCCAGAGGCUUCUUGCUUUCCCGCCUUUGAACUUUGACCUGGGCUUCUGAGAGCACUGACUUGUGUUUUUUUUUUUGGAACAGUUCUGAGGUGGUGAAGGCUCUUCCAGCAGUAAAUAGAACCACUGAACUGAUGCAAAUGCAAAAAAUAAUAAUAAAAAUAAAAAACCUCCCCACCUUCUGCCUAUAACUUUAAAACAAGCCACCUUAAGUUCUGUCACUGUAGCUUCCAGACUGUUCCCCUUUUUUUUUAAAUAUAUUUUUUCAUGUAAAAUAGCGUGUGUUCCCAUCCACUGUACUGAUUCAUCUUUUCACUUCCAAGGCUUAGCAUUCAGUUGAAAUUGGGUCUUUUGUGCUGCAUGCUUGUGUUCUGAUUGUAUCGCAGUGCUUUAGUUGACCUCGUCUUUGUCUCAUGUUUCAGGCCUGUCUUUGUUGUCUAUGCAUGGGGAUGGCUGAAAUAAGCUUGUGUACGCUUUUAGCCAAGUUAUUGACGUCUGUAAUAUCAGUUAAGCGUUCACACUGGUGUGGGUGUUACUACAUGUCCUGUUAUUGAGAUUGAUAACUCAAUGAAAGAUUGUGAGGAAAAAUGAACCAAACCUUUCCAGUCAAUAUCAUUUUAUGAGGCAAUGUUAUGAAUGUUAAAAUAAAUUGGGCUCCUUCCACUGAACCACA